AAUACCACCAUUGGACCACUCCCUCUCGCGUUCGCCUCACCAGAAGCUGCAGCUCUCUCACCGCAGGCGCCGGCGGCAAUCUCACUCUAGGGUUCAGCCCCGUUGAACUUCUCUUUGAAACCAUGGCAAGAGGAUUGAAGAAGCAUUUGAAGAGGCUCAAUGCUCCCAAGCAUUGGAUGCUUGACAAACUUGGUGGUGCAUUUGCCCCCAAACCUUCAUCUGGACCUCAUAAAUCAAGGGAAUGCCUCCCGUUGAUUCUUAUCUUGCGAAACAGAUUGAAAUAUGCUCUCACAUAUCGUGAGGUAAUUGCAAUUUUAAUGCAACGACAUGUUUUGGUCGAUGCUAAGGUGAGGACAGACAAGACAUAUCCUGCUGGAUUCAUGGAUGUUGUGUCAAUUCCCAAAACAAAUGAGAAUUUCCGGCUUCUUUAUGACACAAAAGGUCGAUUCCGUCUUCACUCAGUCAGGGAUGAAGAGGCUAAGUACAAGCUCUGCAAAGUUCGCUCAGUGCAAUUUGGUCAAAAGGGCAUCCCAUACCUGAACACUUAUGAUGGACGUACAAUCCGUUAUCCCGACCCCCUGAUCAAGGCGAAUGACACCAUCAAGCUGGACCUUGACUCAAACAAGAUUGCUGAUUUCAUCAAGUUCGAUGUUGGAAAUGUUGUGAUGGUUACCGGUGGAAGAAAUCGUGGGCGAGUGGGAGUGAUCAAAAACAGGGAGAAGCAUAAGGGAAGCUUCGAAACAAUCCACAUUCAGGAUGCAACCGGGCAUGAAUUUGCAACUCGUCUUGGGAAUGUGUUUACAAUCGGGAAGGGGACGAAGCCAUGGGUAUCCCUUCCAAAGGGCAAGGGUGUCAAAUUAUCUAUAAUUGAAGAGGCCAGGAAGAGGCUUGCAAGCCAAGCAGCAGUUACAGCUUAAAGAGUUGAGUAAUCUGUAGUCAUGAUUUUAAAUUGUUUUGACACAUCAGUUUCUGGGAUUUUGCUCUUUUUAUUAUGGGUAAGUAGAUCUUGAGACGUUAUUUAUUUCUACUAGAAAUUUGGUGAGGCUGUUGCUUCUAUGAUUUUGUCGUUCAAACACUUUAUUACUGUGGAACUUAUAAGCCAUAUUAGUUAUCCUGUGCGUAAGAUGCAGCCUACAUUUUCUCCAA
Messenger RNA from Momordica charantia (bitter melon), 1146 nucleotides. Its product is annotated as small ribosomal subunit protein eS4x. Gene Ontology annotation, biological process: translation. Gene Ontology annotation, cellular component: cytosolic small ribosomal subunit; ribosome. The record is from RefSeq and is a predicted model, not a curated record. Gene Ontology annotation, molecular function: structural constituent of ribosome; RNA binding. NCBI's taxonomy places the organism in Eukaryota, Viridiplantae, Streptophyta, Magnoliopsida, Cucurbitales, Cucurbitaceae.